Molecule: messenger RNA, 966 nt
Organism: Aspergillus neoniger CBS 115656
Lineage: Eukaryota; Fungi; Ascomycota; Eurotiomycetes; Eurotiales; Aspergillaceae
Product: cytochrome P450
Exons: 3
Coding region: 1-966 (321 amino acids)
Molecular function (GO): iron ion binding; monooxygenase activity; heme binding
Source: RefSeq, a predicted model, not a curated record
AUGGCUCUCACAAGCAUUUGGAAUAAUACUGGGAUUCUUGGCGGGGUGAGCGGGAUUUCACUCCAUCAUUUGUUAUUUCGACAUGGUGAAUGGGAUACAAAGUCUUCGAAUAUUGUACUCAGCUACUUAUGCGCCACGCUCAUCGGAGCGGUGUAUCUACUUCACUCACCGAUUACCCGCAAUGGCUUAGUGCUCAUCUCCGCGUUUGACUUUUUCUUAUUGAUUGGAUACCAUUUCCUGGGCAUCCUUGGAAGUAUCCUUGUUUACAGAGGUCUUUUUCAUCGUCUAUCCAGAUUCCCGGGCCCAUUGGGUGCACGUUUGUCCACAUUGUAUCUUACAAUCCAGACAUGUAAGCGCAUGAAAAUCCACCAGGAUGUCCAUCGACUUCACCAGCAGUAUGGGGACUACGUGAGAGUCGGUCCCAUGGAAGUUUCCAUCAUUGACCUUGCGGCAUUGAACCCUUUGUAUGGUAAUUCUUCAGAAACAGCUAAAGGGCCCUGGUACAUAUUGAUGGAGCCCCUGGAUGGCCUUGUCUUCACUCGGGAUAAGAAAGAACAUGCUCUCCGCCGGAAGAUCGUGGACCAAAGUCUUAGCAGCAAAGCUCUCGUGACAUACGAGCCAGUAAUAGCCAAAUGCACCGAGCAGCUGUUGCAGAUAAUCGAGGACCGAUCGGGAAAUCCAAUUAACAUAACCGAGUGGCUAAAACGGUACAGUUUCGAAAUCAUGGGUCAUCUUAUUUUCGGUAGACCAUUCAAUACAAUUUCCGAGGAAGGGGGAGAUACCUUUCUACUGGAUUCUAUUCAUUCCGAUAUGAAUAUGAUGGGAUAUUUGAGACAUAUGCCUUGGAUACCAGCCCUCUUGAUCAAAACACCCCUUUUUCGAAAAAAGAAUACGCGGUUCUGGACGUGGCUUCAGACUAACUUUAGACAGAGAACAGAGGUAUGCACAUUGCCUGCGGCUAAUUAG